Leishmania mexicana MHOM/GT/2001/U1103 is the source of this 1569-nucleotide messenger RNA. RefSeq lists its product as hypothetical. Gene Ontology annotation, molecular function: protein binding. Lineage: Eukaryota; Euglenozoa; Kinetoplastea; Trypanosomatida; Trypanosomatidae. The transcript has a single exon. The record is from RefSeq and is a predicted model, not a curated record. Bases 1 to 1569 code for a protein of 522 amino acids.
AUGGAGAUGGAUCUCAUGACGCGGCAGGAGGCCGAGAAGGUGGAGAACGUCUUAGCGGACCUCGCUGAGGAGCUCCAGAUUCUGGCCUUCUUGCCUGAUGAGUUCUCCUCAUGGGUGCGUGAUGAAUCUGUCGUGGCGGCGACUCUACGGGACACAAGCAUGUACCUGCGUCGCUAUGAGGAGCACGUCGCCCUCACGACGAAGGAGGCAGAAGCGAAGCACGACGUCUUUCAAGGCAGUCCGACUGUUGCAGGGCUGUGUGUGUCGGCGCUCUCGUCUCGGUCUAACAGCGGCCGUAGCUGCGGCAGCUGCAGCUCGUGGGCCAACAACAGUCGGCACGGCGACGGCACCGCUUCCGAUCUGCCCAUGUCGUCCUCCUCCCUCUCCCUCACGGCAGAAUAUGAAGAGGAGCGUCAGCGGGCAGUCAAGGCUGCCUGCUUUGUGUACGCCGCCAGCCACUACGGCGAUCUGACUGCCGACGACGAUAACGAGGCGGUGCUGCAGGUCAGCGACUACGCGCAGCUCGAACGUGACUUACUGACGGGAGCCCACACGACUGGCUCUGUGGACGCGGCGGACCUUCAGGCGCACCACUUGAGCACUCGCGCUCUCAUCGACACACUGCGCGACGGCGAGUACGGCGACAUUAUGAAGUACCAUGUGAAGCACCUGUACACGUCGCACUUCUCUUCCACAGGCGCGUCGCAGCAGCCCGGCCCCUCCGUAGCAGCGUCAGACUCGAAGGUGCUGACGCAAGCGUACAGGUGUGGUAUCAUCGAUGAGGACCUGGACCACCUGCGGGAGCUCGUCGUCACGCUGCACCGCCUCAUCCGUCAACGCAACCAGUCGACCGUCAACGAGGAUAUACAUCGCUACCAGCUUCUCCACGACGCUGUGAACCGAGACCAGGCCGGCACGGCGGAUGUGCAGGUGCUGAACCAACGUUACCUCGAUAUGAAGGCCGCCCGCCAACGCGAGGUGGCCGCCCUCGAUCACGAGAUUCAGGCGCUAGAGGAAGAACUGCAGUACGUGCAGCGCACGGCGGAUAUCGAGUUAGAGGCGUUUCAGAACAUGCAGGAGACGGUGCAGGAGGACCGCCGGUGUUCGCUGCGCCAGCAACUCGAGGCGCACCGUAAGAACGCAGAUGAGGUGGCGCGCCGGCUGCAGCUGGCGCAGGCCAAGGCGCUGGACGAGCUCAACACGCUGCGCUCGAACCGCACGAAGCGCGAGGCGGCGGUGAGCGGGGCAAUCACUGAGUACGACGCUCAGAGCGCGUUGCUCGAGGCGGCGAUGCGGCAGUUCAACCAAGAAGCCGAGGAGGACACGGAGCGCAUUGUUGCCGUGGAGGAGGCGGUGGAGAAGCUGCACAAGGAGCGUGAGGAGCACGCCUGGGAAGUUAUGGUGGCGGAGCAGCGACAGGAGCACGCCAAAGUGAUUUGCGAGCGCCAGGAGCACGACGCGCGCGUGAUUCAGGCUUACUAUCGCGCCUUCAUUACCCGCGUGCACACACAGCGGGAGCUCGAGAAGUGCGCCAAGAAGCGCAAGAAGAAGGGCAAAGCGAAGAAGUGA